AUGGGCUUCUCCGCUCUGCAAUGGGGUGAUCUCGCUGUCAGCUCCUGCACAAUUCUCAUCGAGGGAUUUUGUCUCCUUGCACUCACUCGCCGAAGAAUUUUCAGUCCAGUUAUCAAAAUCACUCAAAUGUUGAUCUUUGUCGAUUUCGUCGAUCUUUUCUUGAAAGUGCUGCACGAUUAUCCAGCUAUUUAUACAGGAGUCGAAUGUUUGCCCUUGACUCUACCGCUUGUCAUUGUGAACGGCUUUCGGUUUCACAUUCCUGGUUACUAUUGGCAGUACGAUUGGUCAAAUGUCUCGCAAAGUCUCUAUCAAACUUUUGCCUACGUAUUACAGAAAACCCUCUCAGCCGACGUUCGACUAGCGAUUGCCUACAUUUUCUACUCAUUUGGUUUCUUCACUCCGACACUUAUUUUCAAUUUAGUCACUGACUACUCUUCCACUUUUAUCCAAGUGGCUCUCCUCUUUGUGAAAGCACUCGAAUACAACAAAUAUAUCUUCUAUGUGAUCUUGGCUCGAUAU
Molecule: messenger RNA, 519 nt
Organism: Mesorhabditis belari
Lineage: Eukaryota; Metazoa; Nematoda; Chromadorea; Rhabditida; Rhabditidae
Source: the annotation of a GenBank genome assembly